This is a messenger RNA of Fraxinus pennsylvanica, 1299 nucleotides long. The record is from the annotation of a GenBank genome assembly. NCBI's taxonomy places the organism in Eukaryota, Viridiplantae, Streptophyta, Magnoliopsida, Lamiales, Oleaceae.
AUGCAUCCACCGUCAAGUUCAAGGCGACGCCACCGCGGAGGUGGCGGCCUGGGCCUGGCGGCUAUCGCGUAUGUGAGCAUAGACUACCUCCGCCACCUCUCACCGGCGUGGCACGAGCAAUUGCAGCCCGCUCUCUGGACCGCCCUCGCCAUUGCCGCCAUUGUUCGCGUCCCGUUCUACAGGCACUGGUCCUUGGAGCUCCGCUCAGCUCUUCCCUUCAUCUUCUCCAUGCUCUUCAUGCUCUCUGCUCUCCUCUUCGAAGCCAUUUCUGUUCGGUCAGUCACGGCUGUACUUGGUCUCGACUGGCACAAUGCUCAACCGCCUCUUCCUGAUGUUGGCCAGUGGUUGCUGCUGGGAUUGAAUGAGAAACUGCCUCAAACUGUGGUCAAUAUACUGAGAUCUCGUAUUAUCGGGUUGCACCAUUUCCUGAUGUUGUUUAUAAUGCUUGGCUUCUCUGUAUUAUUUAACUCGGUUGAAGCUCCUGGUCUGGGGCUGGGUGCAAGAUACAUGUUCACAAUGGGUAUUGGACGGCUUCUUCGGGCCAUAGCUUUUGUGUCUACAAUUUUUCCGUCACCACGUCCCUGGUGUGCAUCAGCUCGGUUCCAAGUCCCUCCAUACCCUCAUCCUUGGGCUCAGAAAUAUUAUGUUCCAUAUGCUACAGAUUCUAAUGCUAUACGCCAAAUCAUUCGUUACGAUAUUGCAUACGCUGAUCCAGGGGAGUACAAUGUUGACUUCCAACCAGAUUGGGGUUCGAUGAGCUUUCUUGCUAAUUUCCUACGACCUACAGCUUCUGAAGGAUCAUCUCCGUGGUACCAUCUACUAAAAAAAGCGGGGGGCGGGUGCAAUGAUCUCCUAUACAGUGGCCACAUGCUUGUUGCAGUAUUGACGGCUAUGGCAUGGAUGGAAGCUUACGGAGGUUUUAGCUCAGCUCUUAUCUGGAUACUUGUACUGCAUAGUGCCCAACGAGAAAUUAGAGAACGACACCAUUAUAGUGUGGAUUGUCUUGUAGCCAUUUACAUGGGCAUCUUUCUAUGGAAAAUGACGGGUCUAUUCUGGCCGAUCAAAUAUGCAUCCAGAGACAGGAGGCUGAAAAAACUCGACAAAAUUGAAAAACGACUAGUGCAAGCUGCAAAAGACUCUGACAUGGAACAAGUGCGGGAACUUCUGGAAGAGGUGGAGUUGAGCGGUCAAGUGAGCCAGAGUCCCAAAAGCCGGGUUAUGUGGUUGUUUUCUGCUGCUACAAUUUUCUUUACACUUAGUAUUGUUCUUCUUGCCUUCACAUUGACAAGUGACGGCUAA